ACAAAGGGCCAAUACCUCUAACGUGAAUCUGUAACAGUGCGUUUGAAUAAUAAGCGAAAUAAAAUUAUACCCCCUUUAUAUUUAAGAAUUGAAAUGUGUGUGCUCUAGAAGAACCAUUAUUAGCGAAUUGUCGUUGAGACUCAUUAGCCUGAACCUGUGUGAAUUGAGUAAAUUAUAUGUUUCAGUUGUGCAAUGGCUCGCGGACAGCAGAAACUGCAAUCGCAGGCCAAAGCAGCAGAGAAAGCUGCCAAGCAGAAGAAGCAGCAAGGUCACAAUGCCAACUCGCAGAAGAAAGCAGCUCAGGCAGCGCUGGUGCAUGUCUGUGCUGUUUGCAAGGCCCAGAUGCCAGACCCGAAGACUUACAAGCAACACUUUGAGAACAAACAUCCAAAGAAUGAUAUGCCAGAUGACCUCAAAGAUGUUGCUCUAUAA
Bacillus rossius redtenbacheri is the source of this 432-nucleotide messenger RNA. Its product is annotated as zinc finger protein 706-like. The transcript is spliced from 3 exons. The record is from RefSeq and is a predicted model, not a curated record. The coding region runs from base 193 to 432 and encodes 79 amino acids. NCBI's taxonomy places the organism in Eukaryota, Metazoa, Arthropoda, Insecta, Phasmatodea, Bacillidae.